CAGGCUCGUGCGAUGACUUGUAAGAAGUUGCAUUGCGCCUGUGCGCCUGUGUUACUCAUGAGCGCACGAAAUGGCCGCCCCACAACAAGAUUGGAUCUUGGACGAGACACGGAAUCUCUGGUACCGCAUUGACUACGUUACGCGACAGUAUGUAUAUCAAGAUGGGACCACGUUACCGCUGCCGACGACUCAAUCGCCCCCGCCAGCUCAAUCUCCGCCAGGAGCUAGGCCUCGCACCCUUCCUGGGAGUAGCAUCCCAGCAGGCUCAAGAGGGCCAGCCGCGUCAUCUGCCAGUACCACGCCGCAAGUUGCAUCGCCUCGCAAUACAAGAACAACAGUUGUGUCGUCUGACAGUUCCAAAUCGCCAACGUACCAAGCUGUUUCGGGGAAGAUAGCUAUCACACAACCUGUCUUCGUUAAGCGAUCGGAAGACUUCUUUCAGAGAUUUCAAGUUAUCGCGUUGCGGCCUGCAGAACUCCCUCACGGGCUCAGAUCAGCCGUAGACACGAAUCUUAGCGACCUCCGAGCCGGCAACGAAACGUUCUCCGGGGUUCGCAGAUUUGUAGUGAUUACAGAAGCGAAUCAAGGAUACGUUCUCGCAUUACCUAUCCUGACCUAUGGCGGGCAGGGCGUUGCAGCAGACGGCGUUGUGAAGCACGAACACGGCAUCAUCCACACACACAGCGCAGACCAGAAGCCACCAUUCCCACCCCCACUCAAGGGCGAACUGCCCGUUCGCAAAGAGACAGGCAUGUUGCCGACCCCCAUUCGUGUGAAACUACGCGAUCUCUCGGAAAAGCUUCAUCGCUGCUCAAGAAUCAACUAUGGGCAACCGACUUCAAUCCCAAUCACGGUUCCUGUCCACCAUAUUGGAGAUGUCGCCAGGGACUCGCAGGGCCCUUUGCUUUCCCAGGCCAAGUAUGUUCGUAAUCAUAAGCGGCAAGAGGAACAACGCGAAGUAGCAGCAUCGGAAGAGGAUCCGCGGACUAGGCAAGAAGAAGCACAAAAUGCCGACGCAGCGUUUUACCAGGCUGAAUACCACAAGAGGAAAGCCAAAGGGCAACUAGAGAUAGAGAUUUUGCAGUAUCUCAUCACGGUCUAUCAGCGCACGCAUCCCAGCUUGUCUUGGAACGAGGCUUCGGCGAUUGUGCAGCGUCUCUUGAGAUCCUGAAGCUGGAGGCAGGUCGCGACAUGGUACGUCAAACCAGUUAUCGCAGAUCUAAGGAUUGCGACACUGGUGGCAGUGCCGUUGAACUUACAACGAAAUACG
Cercospora beticola is the source of this 1270-nucleotide messenger RNA. RefSeq lists its product as uncharacterized. The record is from RefSeq and is a predicted model, not a curated record. NCBI's taxonomy places the organism in Eukaryota, Fungi, Ascomycota, Dothideomycetes, Mycosphaerellales, Mycosphaerellaceae.